GGUCGUGUUUUCUAUACAGGUUCAAGAAUAUUACAUAAUGCGGCGUAUUACUAGCUUAAAAUGAAUAUUGUGACUUUUUCUAAUUCAAUAUAUUUAAUCUCAUCUCAAAGGGUCACAAACUGUGCACAUACACUUUGUUGUAAUUGUCACAAGAGCAAUGACGGACAAUGACGAGCAACUACAAACAAACACUUACAUUUGGAGUCAAAGCAGAGAUCAAGUAACAAUUACAUUUCUUGUUCCCGACUCUUCCAAGGCCAAAGAUUUGGAGAUCAAAAUUGAGAGAUACUAUGUCAAGGCAGGACUAAAAGGACAAGAGCCUGUCUUUCAAGCCAAGUUAUAUCAACCCAUUAAUCACUUUGAAUCACUAUGGCAGUUGGAAAAGAAUUCCAUGUCACCAUUUUCUUCUUUGACAGCUUCACCCAGUCUGUCUAUUGCUUCUUCUUAUGCAUUCAUGUCUUCACCUAAUCAUUCACCCAAUUCAUCCAUGAUCUUGCCUGAGGCAGUGGAUACAGGACUAUCAGAAAUGUCAGACUUGAUUGCACAGACAGGUGCCUUGGGCUCUUCACCUCCUAUGUCUGAAGCUGAAGCGUCGCAGCCUGCUUCACCUGUCUUAUUGCAUACGCCACCUUCUGUGUCGACCCCACCUCAUUUACAAAAAACAAAGUAUAGAGUCUUGACUAUUCACUUGGAGAAGGAGGAUGAUACAAUAGAGUGGGUUGUGCCUGUUUCAGGUCCACAUCAUGAGUCAAAUACUCUUGAUAUUACAUCAUCUUAUUUGCUAGCUCAAUGGUUUGAAGUGCGUAUGGGUGAUCUUGUGAAAGCACUCAGUUAUUAUCUAUCGGCAGCUGAAAGGGGUCAUACGGCUUCAAUGCUCAAGGUUGCAGGAUUAUAUGAGAUAAAUAAAGAGACAACAGUUGCAAAGACAGUGCCCGAGAAAGAUAGCAAGAAAGCAUUCGAAUGGUACAAGAAGGCUGCUGAUUGUGUUGAAAAGGAGCUUGGAACAAAUAUCAGUAAUGGACCCGAUCCUUUUGCAUGUUAUGUUGUUGGAACAACCUAUGGAAGCGGUUUACCCGAGGCAGAUAUCGAAAAGGAUUACCAAAGUGCUCUUUAUUAUUAUAACCGUUGUAUGACAAUCACAGCGCCUAGAAUUGAUGUCGAUUUUUCAGUACUAGAUCAAGAUCACAUUCCCAGGUCCAAGUUACGCAAUCACGCACCUCACACGCGUGAUGAAAAAUAUUUCUGUAGCUCAGCAUUUCAAACAGGCUUAAUUUACUUGUAUGGAUCUCAUCCAGAGGGACAGUCAAUUCAUUCUACUACCGUAGUAGAUCCUAACCCUGAUUUGGCUAUUCGCUACUGGAAGGAAGCUGCUCUGCUUGGUCAUGCACAGGCAUGCUAUAACAUUGGUAUAUUGUAUGCUAAUGGUAUGGGCGUUGAACGCGAUGUUUGGACAGCCGGCAAAUGGUUUGGUAGAGCUAUUAAACUAGACACUACCAAUACAUUAGUUGUUCCUGAAGGGGUAAAGAUCAUUGAUUGGGAUGCUACAAAGGAAGAGAAAAAAGAAAAAGAUGCUGUUGAUGCAAGUGAAAAGAAGAAAAAGAAGAGAGCCAAAAGAGCAAAGAGAUCGAGUAGCGGCAAGAAUAAUGACGAUGUUAUUGGUGCUAUUGUGGCAUUAGGUGCUAUAGCCGCAGUUGCCGGCGUGGCAUGGUUUUUGUACACAAGAGGGAAAAAGGGUCAAUAAAGAAAAAAAAUAUGAUUCAUCUUUGCUGCUUUCUUUACUCUUCCCCAGGCUGUAGACAAGAAUUACGGAUUCGAUGCCAAUAAAGGCGAAUGAUCCGAAAAAGACGGUCCUCUUUAAAAUAAGAGCAGGCACAUGACCUUGACUAUUGACGUUAUUCUAUUUUAGAGUUUAUGCCUAAUGAUAAAAAUUAGAGUGGCAUUACAGCAUCUGAGAGAGAAUUGUUUUAUGCAAGCAUAUAUUAUUUGCCUCGUUUCCUUUUUCUUUAGACUUAUUUGCUCAAGAAAGCAUAUUUUUAUAAACAGAUUUUAAUGCUUCUGUGUCAUUUCCAAAAAGAAAUAUACGUAUGAUCAAUGAUCAAACACGACAGCCCCCGGAAAUGACUGCGGCCGUUCUGUUCAAAAGAUUAAAAGCAUGAGAUAGGAGGGAGGACAUACAAGUAUCAUAUCGUG
Messenger RNA from Rhizopus microsporus ATCC 52813, 2190 nucleotides. RefSeq names its product HCP-like protein. NCBI's taxonomy places the organism in Eukaryota, Fungi, Mucoromycota, Mucoromycetes, Mucorales, Rhizopodaceae. Bases 158 to 1741 code for a protein of 527 amino acids. The transcript has 4 exons. Gene Ontology annotation, molecular function: protein binding. The record is from RefSeq and is a predicted model, not a curated record.